AUGACAACGGCUGCAGAGCACCCUAUUUAUAUCGACCAAGGGAAUGUAGGCGACAAUGAAGUCGUCGUCCACUCGGAACAAACCGUCCAAUCUGCAUCCAUAAUUUUCGAGGAAGAUGCCGAUUCGCGUGAUUCUGGUGUUUCGAUGACAAGUUGUAGUGGUGAUAAGAAAGAUAUCAUGGAAUCCUCAGGGAUUGUGGAUUUUAGCAAAACGGAACCACGACUUGCCCUUUCCGAUUGUUCAAAUUUUGUCGCAAAAAUGAAACGAAAUUCAUCGGUCAGCUCAUCUCGUAGCUCCUCAUUAUUCUUAUGUAGUAUUUUCAGCUACAACUACGAUACACCAACCGGGCGAACGAAGAGAACUAUUUUCGACACGGAUACCUAUGAUCAAUCGAUGUAUGAGAAGAAAAGCUUACUCGACAGGACACUUGAUAAACAUAGGAAAAGAAGUUCUUCGUCGAUGUCACCCACUUUCACUCUGAUGGAUCGGAAGCGUAGUAGAAACUUGUCAGUUGCUGCUCCACAAAGUGAAAAGAUUUGCCGCUACAAUGGUUCUUUCAACGUCCCUAAUUGUAAUGAUCCCUUUGGAGAUGAUGACGACGAUGACGUCUUUCUGCAGCAGAAUCAAAGCAGUAGCCAACAUUUCAAUACUUCGGCAUCAACGUUUGCCCCACCAGCACCGCGGACGGCUACUUCAUUAUGGGACUUGGCCCCUCCAACGCCUUUGGAACGGAAAUCAUCCGACACCUCAGCAAACGGAUCAUUUCUGGAAAGACCGAAGCAAAUGUUGAGAGCAAUGAGCGUUGGUGUCAUUGACCAUGAUUUGCCAGCUACGCUUGAAGUAAAGUACACCCUUCCCGCAGUCGACAAACCACAAAAAGCUUCCCAAGCAUUCAGAAGUAUAUCUGCCAAGACUCUUCUGUCUGAAUUCCAACGUCUUGGUGAUGACUUCAAUAAAACGUAUAUGAUAGUUGACUGCCGUUUUCCAUUCGAGUACAAAGGUGGACAUGUGAAAGGGGCCAUCAAUGUUUUUCGACAUGACAAGAUUAAAGCAACGUUUUUCCCAGAAGACCUGACUUUCUGCUCCUUCCCGAAGCGCAUUCCCAUUUUCUACUGCGAAUUCAGCCAAAAACGUGGUCCUGCUAUGGCUCAUGCUGUACGCUCAAUUGAUCGUGUUCGCAAUGAGCUUCGGUAUCCUCACGUAGAAUAUCCAGAGAUGUAUCUACUGGACUAUGGAUACAAGUCGCUCUGGAACCUCACCGAAUGCAGACAGAUUUGCGAACCUCAAUCAUACAUUCCAAUGAAUCAUAGUUUAUACUCUUCGGAAUUCAGAUCAGCUCGUCUUGAGCGUCACCAUUCAAUGGCUUCAUUGAAACCAAAUGGUGAAACUGGACAUCGAGAAGAGAAGAAGAAACGAUGUACCCGUAGUGCAAUUCGCAGAAAUAACUCAACGUUGAGCUUACUUUCAAAAUCAUCGAGUGCUCUCAAUUCGGGAUUCAGCACGGAAAACAUUUUUCAUGAGUUGGAAAACGAAUGCAAAUGUCCAAAAUGGGUUUCUGCUUUUGACAUCAAUAGCAUCGGGUCAGAGGUUGAUUUGGAUCAGGAACUCUUGAAUCACAGUGAGAACGACGCACCAGUUUCUGACACAUCAUCAGUGAUCGAUUUGAAUGUGGACCGAGUGGUUCAGCUAGGAAUCAAGGUCAUCACUCCAGAUUUUGGUAUGCAUGAUAUUCCUUCAUCAUCAUCUGGACCUUCCACUGGACAUCAUGUUCCACUCUCUCUGAAUGCAAAUGAUCUAGACACCCCUUGUGCAGCUCUCGACUUCUCCGCUAUUUCUGACACAGAUUAA
Messenger RNA from Caenorhabditis briggsae, 1848 nucleotides. RefSeq names its product Protein CBR-CDC-25.1 (gene Cbr-cdc-25.1). The transcript is spliced from 7 exons. Gene Ontology annotation, biological process: G2/M transition of mitotic cell cycle; positive regulation of G2/M transition of mitotic cell cycle; positive regulation of G2/MI transition of meiotic cell cycle. NCBI's taxonomy places the organism in Eukaryota, Metazoa, Nematoda, Chromadorea, Rhabditida, Rhabditidae. Gene Ontology annotation, molecular function: protein tyrosine phosphatase activity. The record is from RefSeq and is a predicted model, not a curated record. Bases 1 to 1848 code for a protein of 615 amino acids. Gene Ontology annotation, cellular component: nucleus; cytoplasm.